CAUCAAAUCGAGCAUGAUACCGAAAUGAGUGGGAAGACCCAAAUCUGUUCAUCCAGAAUGAAUCGAAUACAGCACACCACCUUCCACGUAUUGACUAGGCUUGAAGGGGUUGAGGUUCCUAACCCAACCUAUGGGUAAAUCCGUAGGUCAUGGCAAUCGUCGCCCUUCGCAUGCCGGAUGUGAGACCGUAUAUCUUCCAUGAUACUGAUGUGAUACUGCGUCAACAUCGUCGCGGAGUAAACCGAAAGACACGAAAAUGCCGUCGGUCAGGUAUAACUCGCUAGCCGGGCUUCUCGGCUUCCUUUCUACAGUCACAGCAGCAGCAGUGAACGUGCGACAAGCGUACUCAGAGUCGGCAACCUAUGACUACAUUAUUGUGGGUGGAGGACUCAGUGGGUUGGUAGUUGCCAACCGAUUGACUGAAAAUGCAAAUAUAUCCGUGCUGGUCAUCGAGAACGGGGUCAUCGACGACAGACCCACGACGAGUGUGCCGUAUUUUGCCAACAUCAAUGUCGAGAAUUACUAUCCCAUCACAUCUGCACCAGAACCAUUCAUGCAGAACAAGACUUGGAUGGUACAUGUAGGCAAUGUUGUUGGAGGCGGUUCGGUCGUCAACGGCAUGCAGUGGGAUAGGGGCUCUGAUGCGGAUUACGAUGCAUGGGAACAGUUGGGAAACCCGGGUUGGGGAUAUGAAGGCCUGGCAAAGUACUUCAAAAAGUCCACUCACUUUGAUGGCCCUUCAGAAGCGGUUCGCCAUCAUUUCAACAUGACGUUCGAUGCUAAUGCAUAUGGCGAUGGGCCAGUCAAGGUAUCGAUACCCAGCUACCAGUAUGAAGACUACGUCGACAUCAUGGGAUCUUUCGUAUCUAGGAGCGACAUACCCCACUCGCCGGAAGGCUUCAGUAGACCCAUUGGCACAUUCUGGACGCCAAACUCCAUUGACAACUCGACUAAGCAGCGCAGCCAUGCUCGCAGAGCUUACUACGACCCAGUUCAAACACGCACCAACUUGCAUCUUUUGACCAACACUCACGUGGAUGAAAUCCUGUUCAAGAAUGGUAGUACGCUUGUAGCCAGUGGUGUUAAGUAUACGUCCAACGCCGACUCCUCCCCCGGAUCUGUACACGCAACGAGAGAGGUCAUCCUGGCAGCUGGAGGCGUCUUUACACCGCACCUGCUCAUGCUGUCUGGAAUUGGUCCCAAGGACGAACUAUCUGCCGCUAAGAUCACUGCGAAGAAAGACCUGCCGGCUGUCGGUUCGAACUUCCAGGAUCAUCAAGCCUUGUACAUGCGUUUUAACCUCUCAAAUCAGUCCGUUCCGAACCCAGACAUGCUCGUUACGACACCCGACCCAGCUUUUAACGCCACAGCUGCCGAGCUGUAUGCAGCUAAUCGCACUGGACCGUGGACCUUUGGGCGAGGCAAUGCAGCACUAUUCCUUGCAUUCAAAGAUUUUUCUACCAAGUAUGCUGAUAUAACUGCCAUUGUCUCUGGACAGAAUGCAACUGCAUACUUACCCCAACGCUACUCGAAGAUCGACACUCUGCUGAAGGGCUUCAUGGCACAGCGUAAGAUUCUAGUCGACCACUACCUCUCGGACUAUGCAGCGACCGGCGAAUACCCGAUCCAACCUUGGGGCCGAGCGACUACUGCCGUUCAGAAGCCUCUCUCCCGAGGCACUCUCUCCCUCAACACUACGAAUCCAUCGGCGAACCCGAUCGUCGUUCGAAACGCAUUCCAAAACCCAGUCGAUAAGCUAGUUCUUGGCGAACUGGUGCGGUGGAACAGGCAGCACUGGACUACCGCGCCCCUACUCCAGCGCUACGCCCCCGUCGAGACCGUGCCAGGUGCGCAAUAUCAGACUGAUGACGAGAUCUUUGACGCCAGUAUCAAAGCAGCUGCCUUGGAUCCAACCUACGCUCAUUCAAGCGGCGCAUGUGCGCUUAUGCCCGAAGAGUUGGGUGGUUGUGUCGAUCCACAAUUGAGGGUCUACGGAGUAGAAAGGUUGAGGGUCGUAGACGCGAGCAUCCUGCCCUUGAUACCAGCAGCGCACUUGCAGGCAACGAUGUAUGCUGUUGCCGAGAAGGCCGCAGAUAUAAUUAAAGAGAAUAAAAAAGCGUAGAGAUGGACUGAUGAGCAGAAAGAUGUCGUUCUGGAUGAUCUUUCGAGGUUGAGUGAAAUCGCAGUCAGCCUGUCAGCCGCAUUUUGUAGAAUCUGCUACAACGUCACAUCGAGUGAAUACGCCUUCUGUAGAACCGUCGCGUAGACCUUGAUGACACUAGAAACAUCUGAAGAUAAGUCCAGAGCUAGCUGGCAUAAGAUAAAAAAAGGCGAGCUUCCUCGU
Alternaria alternata is the source of this 2344-nucleotide messenger RNA. Its product is annotated as choline dehydrogenase. The transcript is spliced from 3 exons. The record is from RefSeq and is a predicted model, not a curated record. Gene Ontology annotation, molecular function: oxidoreductase activity, acting on CH-OH group of donors; flavin adenine dinucleotide binding. Lineage: Eukaryota; Fungi; Ascomycota; Dothideomycetes; Pleosporales; Pleosporaceae. Bases 257 to 2122 code for a protein of 621 amino acids. Gene Ontology annotation, biological process: secondary metabolite biosynthetic process.